AUGGGUUCCAUGCGACCGACAGGACGGUUUCUAUCAUUUACCAACAACAUACAGAGAACACAAAAGCAAUCGGUGCCCAGUGGUUUUCCACAAAGCUUAUCAGGCAGUGAGACAGAUGUAUCUACGUCCAAUGAGAACUUGUCAAGAGAGGAACGUUAUGUUGUACGACAUACAGCCCGUGUAGAGCCACAGGGUCAAGAAAACCAUAGUCAGUCUACAAAUAAUAAUAGGAGCUCUCUGAAGGAGAGUGUAACAGGCAGUAAUCGAAACUCUCUAAAAGACUCGGUGGGUGGUGGCAAUAGUAACCGAAGUUCAUUGGAUGUCUCUUCGUCAUCAUAUAACACUCUUAUUAUACACAACCAGGAUGAUUCUUGGCCUCCAAGACCUACGCCAAUUCGAGAACACGAACGAACAAGUAGUGAGGUGAAACACCCAACUACACAAUCUUCACCAUACCAUACAUUAAAAAAGUCUGAAGGUGUGAAGAAACCUAGUGGGAUACCUGUACCUAAACUUCACAAGGACCAAAUUGUUACGACCGCAGUGAACUACAUUGAUAUUGGAGGCCAAAGGAUUUAUACUAGCCCACCUGAUCAUGGUGUCCAGGAAAUAACUGAAAUCCCCGACGACUUUCUAAACCAGUCGUCUGUGUUAAAACACUUGGCGAAAGAAGUUGCUCAGUCACCGACUCCGCGUGGUCCGACCCCGCCAGCGUCUCCCCGUGCUUCUGCUCCACCGCGUGAUGAUUCUAGGAAAGCUAAGGGAAAAUGCUCUAAAGCUAAACUUAGCAAAGAGAAGCUAAAUCUAUCAAGAUCACAACCUGAUUUGACUAGUGUUGGCGUUCGUGCUGUACCUGGUGGCUCAGAAUCAAGUGGUUGGUGCAGUGGCGGUGAAGGGGAACUGGAAGAGCCCGACGAUGCUUUUACAGCAGUUCUGGACGCCCUCGCAGCCGAGAACCACCAGCUCAAGAGACAACUGCAGGAAGCUUGUGAACGUGUCGCUAAAACAUCAAAGCUGGAGGAAGAGGUGGAGAAGGUACGUACAGCUCACGAGGAGCUGGUGGGUUCGUGCGAGCGGAGGGAGCGGUUGGAGCGAGCGGCGCGGGUCCGACUGCAGGCCGACUGUCGACGGAUGCAGGAGCUUAACAGGGCUCUUAAACAACAGGUGGAGCUGAUGUCGCAAGGCGUGCGCACAGAGAGCGAUGGCACCGCGGACGCUCUACGCAAGGAGCUGCAGAGCAGAGAGAUGCUAAUAGCUCAACUUAUCACGCAGAACAAGGAGUUAGCAUGCGCCAAGGAACGCCAAGAAAUCGAAAUGGCGGCGCAGCGGGCCACUUUACAGGAACAACGCACACACAUCGACAUACUCGAUACGGCACUCACCAACGCACAAUCUAACGUUGUACGUCUUGAGGAAGAGUGUCGUCACGCAAGUGGUUACGUUGAGCGAGUGAUGGGAUUACAACGUGCGCUAGCCUCAUUACAGCAAGCGUCCGACCGGCGGGAAUACACCGAGAGAAAGCUGCGUGCUCAGCUGGAGAAAGAGUUGCAGACUUUACGAAAGCGAGAAUGCAAUUGCGGAGGCGCUAGUGGCCCGGGCGGCCCGGGCGGAGGCGAGGCGGAGCUAAGGAGGCAGCUGAGGGAGAGGGACGAGAGACUGCUGGCGCUGGAGGGCGAGUGCGCCAAGUGGGAACAGCGCUACUUGGAGGAAGCCGCGCUACGACAGGCUGCUGUCUCCGCGGCUUCUAUACCUAAGGACGCUAAAAUAGCGGCGCUAGAGAAGACAUCGGCAGAAUCUGAGCGCUUGAUGGCAGAAGCGCGCAACGAAAAGAUAAGGCACAUGGAUGAACUGCACUCAGCGCAGAAGAAAGUAGCGGACCUAGAAAGCAGAGUGAAGGAAUUAGAAUCGAAGGUGGCAGAACGUGACGCGAUGAUCAAAGUACUCCAAAAACACACUAGUGCUGCGUACGACAGCGGAGCUUCCCUCAGGAACAAUUCCAGCCGUGAGGAACUCGUGGGGCUGUCGUCGGGCGCGUCGUUCUCGAGCGCGGAGGGCGCGGGCGGCGUGCCGGCGCGCUACCGCCACCUGGCGCGCAGGAACUACUCGCCGCACAACGACAACUCCAGCGGGUGCGGGUUCGACAGCACGUCGCUCCGCUUGGACGAGCAGCUCGCAGCGCUGGAGUCGCGCCUGGAGCGGCCGCCCGUGCCCGCCCGCGGCCUUUGCUGUUUUCCUGGACUGGGUACAGUUGGAGCUCGCGGCGGUAGCGGUCGUGGUGAAGAAGCUCUCCUUUUAGAACGCCAAGGCCGAGCCUCGCAGCAGACCAGGUCUUCAAGUUUACCACCACCACCCUCCGCUUUACCGCGUCCGCCGAGGAAACCCUCCGCAAGAAAUACAAGAUACGACCGUUUAGAACAUAGAGAUGCUCGAAAGGACUCGGAUGGAUCUGGCUCUAUAGCAUCAAGUGCUUCUCGCAGUUCUCCUCUGCCCUACGAUACAGUCCGAAAACUGCCGUCAGUACCAACCUCUGCGUCUCUUCCUGCAGCUGAAUCAAGAGAAUCUCUCGUCCGCCCUAGAGACUCUAGUUUGCCUUCACCUUCGAAACUGGCUGUAUAUGCAGCAGCCAGGCGGCGGUCAGCAGAGUCCGCUAAAGAUAACAAACGCACACAUCACUACCGGAUUCAGUUUUAA
Molecule: messenger RNA, 2691 nt
Organism: Arctia plantaginis
Lineage: Eukaryota; Metazoa; Arthropoda; Insecta; Lepidoptera; Erebidae
Source: the annotation of a GenBank genome assembly